Messenger RNA from Vicia faba (fava bean), 336 nucleotides. The record is from the annotation of a GenBank genome assembly. Lineage: Eukaryota; Viridiplantae; Streptophyta; Magnoliopsida; Fabales; Fabaceae.
AUGGCGAAAGCUUCGAACCAACAAGCUUCUUCCGAUGAAGAAUUCUCCAACUCGUCGAGCUCAUCGGAGGAAGAGCAAGUGAAUCCACAGAUUAACAAAGAAGAAUACGAAGAAGAGCUGGAAGCUGUAGCUCGUGUGACUAGUUCCGACAAUGAUGAAGUUACCGGAGAUAAUCUGGUGGAUCCCGAUGAAGACGCUGCCGCUGAAGACGCUGACAAUGAUGAACAGAGAGGAGAUGAUGAUGCUCCCAAAAUUAGCAAACGUGAGAAGGCAAGAGGAAGCGGCCGCCAUGCAUCAAAAGUGACUAAAAAGAGAAGGAUAAAGAUAUUGGAUUGA